Molecule: messenger RNA, 1668 nt
Organism: Plenodomus lingam JN3
Lineage: Eukaryota; Fungi; Ascomycota; Dothideomycetes; Pleosporales; Leptosphaeriaceae
Gene: ABL2
Product: Tyrosine-protein kinase abl2
Molecular function (GO): oxidoreductase activity, acting on paired donors, with incorporation or reduction of molecular oxygen; monooxygenase activity; heme binding
Source: RefSeq, a predicted model, not a curated record
AUGUUUGGGGACACCUCUGAAGUGUUACCGGUCGCAGAAGGGAAAGGAUCAAGCUGGCCUACACAACGGUUGACAAUGACAGUGGCAUUUGCGGAUGGUGACCGAACUUGGUCUUUCGAUCUAUUUAGCAAACUUGCGGGACUAGCUCUAUUAAGCUUCGCUGCACUUUUUAUUCAGAGACGAUUGUUUCACCCGCUUCGUAAAUAUCCCGGUCCAUGGCUUAACAGCUUGAGUGAAAUUCCGGCGGCUAUAGCGCUCGCCUCUGGCCGUCAGCAAGCCUACUAUAGAAGACUUCACAGCAGAUAUGCUACAUCAUCAGGUACAAUCGUUCGAGUAGCUCCAAACGAGCUGAGCUUUGUCGAUCCCAACGCAUGGCAGGAUAUCUACAACCGGAAACCCCCUCAUAUGGAGAAACACCCGGUAUUUAUCGGAGCUGUUGCAAAAGUCGGCGGUGCUGUGGGCAUAAGCAUGGCUCCGUUGGCGACUAAAGACCACAGCCGACAUCGCCGGGCUUUAGGAUACUCUUUCGCCACAUCAGCCUUAGUGGAACAGCAGGAAAUUAUUUUAAAGCAAGUCCGAAAUCUUAUAUCUCAUCUCAAGGUGUUUGCGAGAAAAGAAAAGGCAAUCGACAUGACUGAUUGGUACACGUACACGACGUUCGACUUGAUGGGUGAUCUUGUCUUUGGUCAGCCCUUCGGAUGUCUUGAUGGAGAGGGGCCAACUGAGUGGUCGCGUGCAAUCAUCCAUGUCUUUGUUAGUGGCGCCUGGGAACAAGCCAUACGCCGCGUCGCCGGCGUCAACACUUGGGCAGAGUCAGUUCUCAAAAAGAUUCUCAUUCCUAAGAAGGUUGCACUGUGGCGCCGACUGCACUUCGCCAAAUCGAGAGAGACAACUUUGAAGCGCAUAAAGGAUGGACAGCGCAAUCACAAGGACCUGAUGUACUUUUUGCUGAAAAACAAAGAAGCCCGGCAGAAUCUCUCCGACCUAGAGAUCAUGAUCAAUAUGGUGUUACUCGUCAGCGCGGGCAGUGAGACGACUGCAAGCACGCUAACCGCAUGGACAUACUUCGUGUGUACCAAUCGAAGUGUACACAGACGGCUUCUCAAGGAGAUUCGUGGCAAUUUCAAGACAGCCGAGCACAUUGUGUGGGAAAAUACCCAACCUGAUCAGUUGCCUUACCUCGAAGCAACAAUUCACGAGGCACUGCGGCUGGUUCCGCCUCCUGCUUCCAGUCAACAGCGAGUAGUUCCACCUGGUGGAGCCGUCAUUUGUGGCGAACGCAUCCCUGAAGGUUACGCCGUUGCUGUGCCACCAGUUGCUGUGACUCACCUCGACAUAAACUUUGCAGAUCCAACUGGAUUUCACCCAGAGCGUUGGCUACCGCGCGACGAUGACGACUGGGAUGAGAAGUUUGCUAAAGAUAAAUUGGGAGCUUCGCAGCCUUUCUCUCUCGGCCCUCGGGCAUGCCUGGGGAAGACUCUAGCCUAUUUUGAGUUACGCCUGAUCCUAGCGAGUGUCUUGUGGAAUUUUGACAUUGAUUUGGCCCACGCGAAGGAGACAAAAGAUCUGUGGACUAUGGAAGACGACAUGAAAUACUUGAAGGGGUACUUAACUUGGGUUAAGCCUCCUUUACCUGUUAGAUUGCAGGAAGUUAAGCGCGAAGCGUAG